Messenger RNA from Drosophila bipectinata, 1409 nucleotides. Its product is annotated as regulation of nuclear pre-mRNA domain-containing protein 1B. The record is from RefSeq and is a predicted model, not a curated record. Gene Ontology annotation, molecular function: RNA polymerase II complex binding. NCBI's taxonomy places the organism in Eukaryota, Metazoa, Arthropoda, Insecta, Diptera, Drosophilidae. Gene Ontology annotation, biological process: mRNA 3'-end processing.
CAACCCUAAAAGCAACCAGCAGGUGAAAAGGUAAAAUAUAUAUUUUGGUUUUUUCGUAUUCCGCGUCAACCGAGUAAAGCCCCUUACGAAUCAAUCUUACGGAGGCAAGAGCCAGUCAAGCCGGAGAAGCCAUGUCGGCGUUUACGGAAUCCGCGCUAAUGAAAAAACUCGCGGAAUUAAACAGCAGCCAACAGUCGAUCCAAACUUUAUCCUUGUGGCUGAUUCACCACCGCAAACACAGUGCGGUGAUAGUGAAGACCUGGCAGCGGGAGCUGGAGAAUGUGCCGGAGCCCAAGAAGCUGACUUUCAUGUACUUGGCCAACGAUGUGAUUCAGAACAGCAAAAAGAAGGGCCCGGAGUACGGAAAGGAGUUCAGUCAUGUUCUGGCUAAGGUUUUCUCCCACAUCGGCGAGAAGUGCAACUCGGAUAAACUUUUAGGCAGCCUCGGACGCAUCUUAAAUAUUUGGCUGGAGCGCGGAGUUUACGAUCCGAAGGCUAUCGGUGACUGGCGUGCGCGGUUGCACCGUGAAGCCAGCAAUGGUGGGGCGGGCGGCAGCAGCACCAAUGGCAGCAAGUCUGGCGGGGAUCCGGAAAAAUCCGAGAAAGAGCGGGAGCACAGAUCGGAGAAGUCCGAGCGCCGGGAGAAGCGUAAACAUGAGGAGCGGCACUCCAAGUCCAAGCGUUCCCGUCAACACCACCACCAAAGCAGCAACAGCAGUGCUAACGCUGGGCCAUCUGCCGAGGAGCCUGCCGGCGCCGCCCAACCAGAAAACGGACAUACGCCACCCUACCUACCGUUGGGCGAACCCCCUGAACCGGAGGAGCUGAUCAAGGCGCUGACCAGCAUCGAGAACUCGGCCUCUAGUGAUGCUGUGGUGCGGGAGCGGAUUGCUAAGCUUCCCCAGGAAAUAUCUGAAAUCAGCUGCAUCAGCAAGCUGGAGGAUAAGGACAAGGCCAAAGCACUGGCGAGGCAGGUCAACGAGGCUGUGGAUCUGCUAAACGACUACAACGCCCGGCUGGCUGCAGAAAUGGAGGAACGCACCAAGCUCGCUACCAUGCUGCGCGAUUUUCAAGCGGAACAGAAGGAGUUGCUGUCCCAGGCCGAACAACGCCUCGAUGAACACAAGAAGAAGCUAGCCAAGAUGCUGGGCCUGCAGAAGGAGAUCCACGACCACCUUUCCAACCUGCCCGACUUGACUCAGCUGCCGGAUGUGACUGGCGGACUGGCACCCCUGCCCUCUGCUGGCGAUCUCUUCAACGCACUGCACUGAUCCGUUGCCUGAUCAUCUUGCUCAAGAGGAGCUACCUAAAGUUACAUAUAUACAAUUAUAUAUAUUCAGUUUUCUUCAUAUUCCCCUCUGUCAUCCUGUCCUCCCUGUCUUUAAUUCAAUUGCCCUUUAUUGGCCGUU